This is a messenger RNA of Charadrius vociferus (killdeer), 601 nucleotides long. Its product is annotated as neurabin-2-like. Gene Ontology annotation, molecular function: actin filament binding. Gene Ontology annotation, cellular component: dendrite; cytoplasm; postsynaptic density. The transcript has 5 exons. The record is from RefSeq and is a predicted model, not a curated record. Gene Ontology annotation, biological process: actin filament organization; neuron projection development; calcium-mediated signaling. Lineage: Eukaryota; Metazoa; Chordata; Aves; Charadriiformes; Charadriidae. The annotation marks the transcript as partial.
GCUCCUCAUCGGGCGGGAGAAGCCGGGGGAGCAGAGCGAGGUGGCCCAGCUGAUCCAGCAGACGCUGGAGCAGGAGCGGUGGCAGCGGGAGAUGAUCGAGCAGCGCUACACCCAGUACACCGAGGAUGACGAGGAGACGGGCGAGUACGCCACGGACGAGGAGGAAGAGAUGAGCCCCAUGUUCCCCAGCGGCGAGAUGGCCAUCGAGGUGUUCGAGUUGGCCGAGAACGAGGACACGCUCUCCCCCGUGGAGAUGGACCCCGAAAAGCUGGUGCACAAGUUCAAGGAGCUCCAGAUCAAGCACGCCGUCACCGAGGCCGAGAUCCAGCAGCUGAAGAGGAAGCUGCAGUGCCUGGAGCAGGAGAAGGCGCGCUGGCGGGCCGAGAAGGCCCAGCUGGAGCAGAGCGUGGAGGAGAACAAGGAGCGGAUGGAGAAGCUGGAGGGGUACUGGAUGGAGGCGCAGAACCUCUGCCAGGCUGUGGAUGAGCACCUCAAGGAGACGCAGGCCCAGUACCAGACCCUGGAGCGCAAGUACAGCAAGGCCAAGAGGCUCAUCAAGGAGUACCAGCAAAAGGAGAUCGAGUUCCUGAAGAAGGAGACG